Molecule: messenger RNA, 951 nt
Organism: Lachancea lanzarotensis
Lineage: Eukaryota; Fungi; Ascomycota; Saccharomycetes; Saccharomycetales; Saccharomycetaceae
Gene: RPB3
Product: LALA0S01e15082g1_1
Exons: 1
Coding region: 1-951 (316 amino acids)
Biological process (GO): DNA-templated transcription
Cellular component (GO): RNA polymerase II, core complex
Molecular function (GO): DNA-directed RNA polymerase activity; protein dimerization activity; DNA binding
Source: RefSeq, a predicted model, not a curated record
AUGGCAGAAGAGGGCCCUCAGGUUAAAAUAAGAGAAGCUACAAAGGACAAUGUGGAUUUUAUACUGUCAAAUGUGGAUAUGACAUUGGCAAACUCGCUACGGAGAGUGAUGAUUGCAGAAAUCCCAACUUUGGCGAUAGACUCGGUAGAAAUCGAGACGAAUACCACGGUUUUGGCCGACGAGUUCAUAUCGCAUCGUCUGGGACUCAUUCCAUUGCAAAGUGCAGAUAUCAACGAUCUAAUUUAUUGCAGAGAUUGUUACUGCGAAGACCAUUGUGAUCGGUGUUCCGUCGUGCUUACUCUGCAGGCCGUUGGAGAAAGUGAAUCCACAACUAACAUUUACGCCAAAGAUUUGGUGAUUGUCAGCAAUCUCAUGGGACGAAAUAUUGGACACCCCAUCAUACAGGACAAAGAAGCCAACGGAGUGCUGAUUUGCAAACUGCGGAAAAGUCAGGAGCUGAAAUUGAAGUGCAUUGCGAAAAAGGGGACCGCCAAAGAGCAUGCCAAGUGGUCGCCAGCCUCCGCUAUCGAGUUUGAGUAUGAUCCAUGGAAUAAGCUAAGACAUACAGACUAUUGGCAUGAGACAGACGCUGCUGCAGAAUGGCCGCAGUCCAAAAACUGCGAAUACGAGGAUCCGCCCAACGAGGACGAUAUGUUCGACUAUAAGGCCAAGCCAUCCACUUUCUACAUGAAUGUCGAAGCCGUCGGAUCGCUGACGGCCGAUCAAGUGGUUAUUAGGGGUAUGAAAACGCUGCAAGACAAAGUAGCGGACAUUUUAUUUUCCUUGAAGAAGAUGGACCAAGACAAGGUCAAUUUCGGCGGAACCGCAGGUCUUGUUGAGCAAGAUGGCGGCGCUUUGCCCAUGGAACAAGAUCCAAAUUUCGGUUACGCAGGUGGUGCUGCUCCUUACAAUUAUGCGGCACCUAGUUCGGGCUUUGACGAUGCAUGGUAA